GUAGCCCUCUUGAAUACUGCAACCACUGUCAAGUGAUUUGGAAAAAGAAAAAAAAAUCUUAUUAUUAGUAAGUUUUUUUAUGUGACCUCUUUAUUAAGUGUGUUGAAAGGACACACACAACACAUUGAUGUACUUGAGAGGCAGUUAAUAACGACUCUUAUUUUAAGAAUUAUUUCUUACAACUCCAUAAGCAUUAAAAACUAUUUAAUUCAUGUAAAAAAAUAACAUGAUAAAAAUGUUUUCUAAGAAAAAUAUGACUGAAAUUGUCAAAUUUAAUUAUGUUGUGAUUAUCUUUCUUUCCCUACUUUUUGUUACAAUGAAUGUUAACGCGGGGUUUAAAUGCUUGCAAAAUUCCGAUUGUCCACAAAAUUGGUGCCCGCUUCCUUUUAAGCCGAGGUGUAGUUACAGUUGGUGUAUAUGUGUUAAAAAAAAAGAAUCGGGUAAUAGAUGUUUUCAAGAUUCUGAUUGUCCACAAAAUAUGUGCUCUCCUCCUUUUAAACCGGGGUGUUUUUAUGGGUGGUGUGUACCAGAGUUAAUCUUAGAAUGAUGCCAUAGAUUCUAGAUGUUUUAUCUUCGGGCCUCCGAUGUAUCUUUUAUAUUCAAAAUAUUUCAAUUUUGCUCUUAAUAAAAACUUCGGUUCGCAGAAACCGAAGUUUUUUCUAGUUCAAAUU
Molecule: messenger RNA, 671 nt
Organism: Trifolium pratense (red clover)
Lineage: Eukaryota; Viridiplantae; Streptophyta; Magnoliopsida; Fabales; Fabaceae
Exons: 3
Coding region: 227-547 (106 amino acids)
Molecular function (GO): metal ion binding
Source: RefSeq, a predicted model, not a curated record